Messenger RNA from Ruditapes philippinarum (Manila clam), 2547 nucleotides. RefSeq names its product carboxylesterase 5A-like. The transcript has 2 exons. The record is from RefSeq and is a predicted model, not a curated record. The coding region runs from base 62 to 1834 and encodes 590 amino acids. NCBI's taxonomy places the organism in Eukaryota, Metazoa, Mollusca, Bivalvia, Venerida, Veneridae.
UUUGUAGUCUGUAGUUAAACUUUAGGUCACAUAGUUUUAUAUCUUCUUCACAGCUUUUAAAAUGGUGCAAACAAAUGUAAACUGGAUAUUUUUAUUAUCUUUCAUGCUUAUGGCAGAGGCACAAGAUCCUAAAGUGUUAACGACUAUAGGUGAAAUUAUAGGAAGAAAAGUAACUAAACCUUUGGAAGAAAUAAAAAAGUUGCAAAAAGAAGUGAUAUACAGAGAAGUGCAUGAAUAUCUAGGAGUUCCGUUUGCCCAGCCACCUACCGGAGAUUUAAGGUUUAAGAAGCCAGUCGAGCUGAAAAGCUUGAAGUCUCCAUUUUAUGCGCAGAACCAUGGUGCCGUGUGUCCACAAAAUGCCGUUAUCUUUAAUAUUUCUUCUCGCGAAUCAAGUGAAGAUUGUUUAUUUCUUAACAUUUAUGUACCGGUACGUCCUGCAGACAGACCGUCUGGGCAUGCUGUAAUGAUAUGGAUACAUGGUGGUGGAUUUACUGAAGGGGCAGGAAGAGUUUAUGACGGUGGUAACAUGGCAUUAUCUGGUAAUAUAAUUGUGGUUACUAUAAAUUACAGGCUAGGUAUGUUCGGCUUUUUAAGUACAGAUGAUGAGAACGCGCCCGGGAAUUUUGGUCUUUGGGAUCAGCAUUUAGCAUUUAAGUGGGUCAAUGCUCAUAUUGAAUCUUUUGGUGGAGAUAAUGAAAGGGUGACUAUAGCUGGGGAGUCGGCAGGUGCAAUGUCAGUAACUCAACAUGGGCUGUUUCCUGAAAAUCAGGGACUUUUCCAAAGAAUCAUAGCACAGAGCGGAAGCAUAACAAUACCACUCCGAGACUUUGAACAGCCGCUUUUUGACAACACUUUAUUAGUGGCUAAAAUGUUAAAUUGCAAUACUGAAAACAGUGAUUUUAUUAUGGUAUGUUUACGGAAUGCAAGUUCUGAAACUAUUUUAAGGGCAUUCUUUCAACUUAGUUAUAGAGUAAAUUUUGGACCAAUAAUCGAUGGUGACCUUAUCAAAGUAAAUCCGCAAAAAAUUGCCAAAUCAGCAGAAGAAUUGAAAGAAAUUGAAUUUUUUAGAUCGGUUGAUUUUCUGAGUGGUUUCAAUGCAUAUGAAGGGGCGUUUCUUUGGGCAACCGUAUUAAGCAGAGGAAAUAUAGAAACAAUACAACCGACACGACGAGAAAUGUCGACAUCUCUCUUGCCCUUUAUGUUGAAUCGAAUAUUCAAAUCAGGUCUAAAUCCUGGUACAAUGAAAGUUAUAGAAGCGCAGUACACUGACUGGGAAAAUCCAUUUGACAGUAGUUCUAUUCGUCUACAAAUUACGAAAAUGUUGGGCGAUUCAAAUUUCGGUGUACCAGCAAUUGAGAUGGCUCGUUUACAUAUUAAAUCAAAUGAGUCACGACCGAACAAUUUUAUGUAUCAUUUUAGACCAAAACCAUCCGUCGUUACCCUUCAGACGCCUAGUUGGAUUCCAGGAUCAAACCAUAUGGAUGAACUUCCUUUUAUGUUCGGCAUGGUCGAUAUACUCGGUAAAGUGGCAGGAAAUGAAUGGGAAACAGAACUGGCAUCAAAAAUGGUGGCAUACUGGACAAAUUUUGUCAAAUCUGGCAAUCCGAACAUCCCCGAACAAGUGACACCAAAUUGGCCAGAAUACAGCUUAGAUACCGGCGACUUCCUAAAUCUCGACAAAACCAUGUCAAACACGUCCGCUGAUAUUUCUACGCGGAGGAGGCUAACUUCUGGCUGGACGUAUUUCAGGAAUUGGUCGGUACCGAAGAAGAAGAGUGCAUUCAAAAUAAUGAGACAAGCUCAGCUGUUUAUUUAUAUACAAAUUGUUUAUUGACAACCAUGUUGGUUAUAAUACUCACAUCAAAAGAGCUAUUUUAAAAAAAUAAGGAACAGUCAAUAUGCAGGUGUAACUGCACUUGAAACAUUUCUUAUACAUGUACAUGAAUUUAUAAUGAGUCAAAAAUGUUCAUUUUACUGAUUCAUAUUUUCAUAAUUUUAUUUUAUCAUGAUUUAAAAUGAAUCAAAAACGAAAGUUCACCACACUUUCUUCCAAGUAAACUAUGCAAAUCUAUUGGUAGCGCCGAUUAUAUUCAUGUAUUCAAAUUUGAAGUCUUCCUGAAGAUAUCCUUGUCGUUUUGUUUAUUAUAUCAGUAGAGUCAUAUUUAUCCAAAUUUGAAAGAUAUCAUGUCUUGCAUUUUCAUCUUAAAAUAGCAAAUUCAAUGCCGCUUCUAAAACCCAUUUUGUUAAUAAACUGCAUUAGAUCUUAUUGAUGGUUACCCACUGUCGGCGCUUGUAUCUACCCAGGCUAUCCUUCACAUCUUCCCAGUCUUACCACAACUGCCCAGUCUUACUGGUACUCUGUAUGGCUAAUCGAUUUUUAGUACAGUUUAAUAUUUAUAUCCAAUAUGAAACGCUUAACAUAUAGAACAUAUGAGGUACAAUGACAAUCGUUAGAGAACUAGCAUCCCAGAUUCAAUGUACCUAAGUUAUUGUACGUGUGACAGUGCGUGACUAACUUGUUAACCUAACUACAUUUGAAUUUCAAAA